CACCAACAAGCUGGAGCUGUAACUUUUAUUUUGGAAAUGCGCUUCGCUUCAGCAGGGAAACGCUUUCUCGUGGCGCCAGUUUGUCAUUUUAGUUUCUGUUCUUGGAAAAUGGAACUGGAGGGGAUUGUGCGGAGACUCUGAAAGCUGUGGGGAUAUUUUUCCUUUCAACUAUUCUCCUAAACUCGCUUUUAAACUAAGGAAGGCUGAAAAUGGGGGACGACCCGUACUCCAUCCCCGAGAGGGAAAUGAAGGAUUUUCAGUUUCGUCAGAUGAAGAAAAUCCGUGUCUUUGACUCUCCUGAUGACUUACCCAAGGAGCGCUCGAGCCUUCUUGCCAUCUCAAACAAGUACGGCCUGACGUUUGUUGGCCAGGACAGAACGCUGAAGGUGUUUUACACCCAAGACAUCAUCUCUGCUGCAAGAGUGGAAGGAAAUACCAAUGAAAUAGUGGAGGAUGUGGACUGCCAGGCCGUGUGUUUGGAUCUUUCCAUGCACCACCUCGCCCUGAGCAGUGAUGAGCUCACGCUGUCUGUGUGUGGAGCGAGUGAGGAAGCCCCUCUCACUCUGGACUUCUACGAUGUCCGCACCUUCUUUAACAAGACCAGACAGGAAAAAAGGCCUUUUGCUUCCUUUAAACCGAGCGCUGCACCGGACACUUCGGUGCAGGACCUUAAAUGGAGUCCAGUAGAAGCGUUCCGAUUGGCCGCCUGUCUGUCUGAUGGCAGUAUGAUGGUUCUGGAUGUGACGGACAGCGUUACCCUGGUGGCACAACUUCCAGACUCUGUGGGCAUCACGUGUGUUUGCUGGAGUCCGAAAGGAAAGCAGGUCGCUGCAGGCAAACAGAACGCAACGGUCGUUCAGUACACACCUACUCUGCAGGAGAAGAAAGUGAUUCCAUGUCCAAACUUCUACAGCUCUGAAAACCCUGUCAAAGUGUUGGACGUGUUGUGGUUGAGCACCUUUAACUUCGCGGUGGCGUACGCAGCCGCCGACGGCUCUCCAGAGACGCCACCUGAGCUGGUGGUGGUGUCACUUCCUAAGAAGGACGAGAAGAGGGAGGAGAAAUACCUGAACUUCAGCGAUCUUGUCUAUGGCACCUGCACAGAGAGGCAGCACCACUACUUCCUUUGCCACGUUGAAGACUGGGAUCUCGUCCUGGCUGCAUCAGCUGCCUCCAUUGAAGUCAGCAUUAUCGCUAAACAAGAUGACAAGACAAACUGGGAGCUGUGGGUGCUGGAGGACGCGAGCCGAGGGGAACUACCUGUUACCCUUAACAACGAUGACACGCUGCCUGUGGGAGUGGGCAUCGACUACACCAGCCAGGGAGAAAUUCACUUAACGGAUGAGAAGAAGUUGCCACCGGCCCCGACACUGCUGAUCCUCUCCACUGACGGAGUGCUCUGUCCAUUCUCUCUACUUAACCUGAACCCCGGAGUUAAACAGCUGGUCACCGCUGCCGGCAGCCUUGCACUUGACGGAGAGAGACCACCAUUAGCCAAGUCUUCUGUCGCUCCACCAGUCCAAGCACCUGCUGUGUCCAAUCCUCCCUCUGUUUUCCCUUCUUUCCAAAUGCCCACCACCACUGCCUCUGCAGCCCCCCACUCAGCCCCCAGUGCAGCUCCAGCCUCCUCCUCCUCCUCCUUCGGCCUGUCCUUUACUUUGCCUCCUCUGGCCUCCACUGCGCCUUCUGGUUUCUCUUUUAGCUCCUCCUCCUCCGCAGCAGCCUUUCCUUCCUCCUCUGCUGGAGGCUUUUCCUUCUCCUCCUCCACCACCUCAGCUUUUUCCUCCUCCACCUCAGCCUUUCCCUCUUCCACCUCCACCUCUGCCUCUGCAUUUCCCUCUUCCUCCAGUUUCUCUUUCGCUGUGCCCAAACCCUCCACGGACGCCCCAACCGCUUCCUCUUUCUCCUUCACUGCUCCCCCCAUCAAGCCCCCCACAGAGAGCUCCGCUGCUCCGGCCCCUGCUCCUCAGAGAGUGGCUACAGCUUCACCCAUCACUGUGUUGAAACCUCCAGCAGAACCAGCCACUCCUAGCGUUAGGAUGAACCUCAAUGACAGGUUUCUGGCUGUGGAGACCCCGGCCCCUCCUGCGUCGGCCGUGCAGCUUUUCUCUCUCACUUCCACUCCUAAACCAGCAGUUCAGAACACCAGCGCUCAGCCAACCCCCCAGUUCAGCAUCAGCAAACCAGCUGCGGUUGCAGUGACCCGUCCUGCUCAGACGAGCGCUCCAUCCACUGUAGUGCAGAAACCGGCUGCUCCCACAGCUCCAUCUGCUGCUACGGCAACACAGGUCCUCUCAGUAAAAACUGUGGAGAAACAAAUGCAGCAGAAGAAAGAUUCUGAUCCCGUAUUGACUGGAAUAUUAGAGGAGAUUGCUCAUUUCCAGAAGGAAAUGGAUGAGCUGAAGGCACGCAGUAACCGGGCGGAUUUCCGUGUGGGCACCACUGAGGAGAUGAGGGACCUGCGCAAAGAGAGCGAGGACCUCCAUGGCUUCUCUCUGGAGAUUAAAGAGACCACAGAGUCUCUGCAUGGAGACAUCAGCACCCUGAAGACCACCCUGCUGGAGGGAUUUGCAGGAGUGGAGGAGGCCCGGGCUCAGAGAGAACUGAACCGAGAUAAGGACUAUCUGCAGCUUCUCUACAAGAAACCCCUGGACCCUCGCAGUGAGCAACAACUGAAGGAGAUCCGCAGGCUAUACCAGUAUGUGAAGUUUGCUGUAGAGGACGUCAAUGAUGUGUUGGAUCUGGAAUGGGAGAAGCACUUGGAGAAGAAAAAAAAACAGAAACACAUGAUCGUCCCUGAGAGAGAAGCUCUUUAUACGUCUUUGGCCAACAACAUGGACAUCAUCAACCAGCAGAAACAGAAACUGGACCAGCUGGUGAGGGACCUGCAGAGCCUGAGGCUUUAUAACAAAACCUCCACCUGGAGCACACCGAGCCAGCCAGCGUCCACUCCUUCAUCACAAAGUUUGGAUAAUGAGUUGGAGAGUCUAAAAAACACCCUUCUAAAGACCAGUCUGGAGACCACAUCCAAAGGCCCUUCAAAAUCUCCAUCUAAGAUGACUCCAGUGAAGCAGUCUCAGCUGAGGAACUUCCUGUCUAAGCGGCAAACUCCACCUGUCCGGUCCACUGCUCCAGCCAAUCUGUCCCGGUCUGCAUUCCUCUCGCCCAAAUACUAUGAGGAUCUGGACGACGUGAGCUCCACCUCGUCUCUUUCGCAACCUCCGGAGCCCGAGGAGCCGCUAGCCCUGGCUGAGGAGGAGGAGCCACCGGCCCUCCCCGUGAUGACCCCACGGCACCCCGCAGUGGUUCGCACUGCAUCUAUCCAGCCAGGAUUCCCCUUGCAGUCCACUCCAUUCAGCAGAGUACAGACCGGCCUCGGGCCCAUCAGCAGCCCAGUUCUUCCCAAGAUAAAUAUGGACAGUGCAGACAGCACCGCUCUGGCCACCAAGACGGUGAAGCAUGGACCCCCACCCACAGAGAAGACCACGCCCACCACUCUACCCGCCCCGCAGGCCGCAGCCAUAGCUGCUCUGAACAGACAGAUGAUCAGUCAGAAGCCAACACCUGCCUCUCUGACCGAGUCCACUCUAAAGACUGUCCCUCAGGUGGUGAAUGUGCAGGAGCUGAAGGAUAAAGGGCCUGCAAUGCCCGUUUCUACGGUGAUCAGCUCGUCUGUUCCUGCUCCAGCAGCUCAGGUCGUCCAGCAGGUUCUGGCCACCGUAGAGGCCAAAAAAAAUUCCUCUCAGGCUGCAGUAAAGGUCCCUCCACCUGUCACAGAGGGCGUGCCUUCCCCACAAACUUUUGUGUUUGGUAAAGAUGCAAACAAGUUCUCCUUCAGCAGCAACGCAGUGAAAAUGACAUUUGGUCCCUCAGAGACGCCUUUCCCCCUCACCCCAAAACCACCCACUUCUGUUCAGCCUCCUAAUGUGAGUGAACCGGUCAAACUGACCCCCACGGCACCUUCCUUCCAGCUCCCUAAAGCUCAGCGCAGCCCCUUAGAAACCCUGGGCCCAUUUUCUGACCUGAGAGUUGGACUGGUUGAUGAGGUUAAGGAACCUCCAAAAAGUACUCCAGGUUUCGCUUUUGGAGUGCCUGGCAACGGAUCUGCCCCAUUCACAUUUAGCUCCUUGCCAAAACCUACAGCUUCUAGUAACGGGUCAGAUUCAGAUGGUACGUCAGCAGAUGUCUCUAAAAAUUCAGCACCGCUUGGAGUUCCUGCCACAAUUAGCGUUUUUAAACCACCUGAAUGUGCAGCACCUUCUGCUGUUACAUCCUUCAGCAGCCUCCUAGCUGCUCCACUUACCUCAGCUGAAAAACCUCAAGCGUCAUCACCUCCACCAGAACCAGCUACAGCCCCAGCUGUAACACCUGUAGAACGUCCCUCAGAACCAAGCCUUGAACCUCCAGCUCAAUCCACACCAUCCCUUGUGUCUGUCAGUAAAGUACCCGUACCUGCACCUGCUCAACCAGAGAUUCCAGCAUCAACCGGCGACAAAUUGUCAACCCAAGUUACGUGUACGCUCAGUGUAACACCAAUACCUCCACCUUCUGCUGCGCCACCUGCAGAACCAACAGCUGUAGUGGAAACUUCUGUACCGGAUGCUAAACCUACACCUACACCUACACCAACAGCUAGUGUUAGUCUUGAACCAGCUCCUACAGCCCCAACAGCAGUGACAACCACAGCUCCACCUUCAACAACACCAGGCUCCAUCUUCGCCCCGCCAGUUGUUACUACCACUGGUACAACUCUGUCCGUCACUUGCUUCACCCCAGUGAUUAGCACAGCCGCACUAGCUGUACCAUCUUCUACCACAGCUACUCCGUUAGCACCCAGCACCACUGCUCAAGCCCCUGCUUCAAUUUUUGGUCAACCUACCACCACUACUUCUGCCCCAACAUUCGGUUCCUCUACCUUCGGAGCAGCCUCUACAACCUCUGGUUUCGGAAAGCCCGCUUUCGGGCAGAUCGCCACUGCCAGUUUCGGACAGCCUGCGGCGGCUGCCGGCUCGGCAUCUGGCUUCACUUUCGGCCAGUCGUCUUUCGGGACUGGCUCAGGGUUUGGACAGACGGCAAAUGCAGCAGCUAACACACCUGCCUCCAGUGCAGGAGGAGGAGGACUGUUUGGAUCUUCCAGCACCAGCAGUGCCAGCUCCUUUUCUUUUGGAGCAGGCAGCACCAGCUCGGGAGCCAGCACUGGGACGAACCUCUUCGGGCAGAGCAGCGCUCCAGCAUUCGGGCAGCAGAGCACCGGAUUCGGACAGGGGUCGUUAUUUGGUAGCAACACCACCACUACCACGUCAUCUGGGUUUGGGUUUGGACAACCAGCUGCGUUUGGCAGCACCCCCACGUCCUCAGUGUUUGGUCAGCAGCCCAGCAGUGGAAGUGUCUUUGGUCAGCCCUCGUCUGGCGGUGGUCUGUUUGGCUCGGGGGCUGGUAACACCUCCUCCUCUGGUGGGGGAUUUUUCAGCGGUUUAGGAGGAAAACCCAGUGAAGACGCUGCAAACAAAAACCCAUUCGGAACCACCACGACAAGCGGGUUUGGCCAAGCCAAUCAAACAGGAUCCACGAGUUUGUUUGGAAACAGUGGCGCGAAGGCGUUUGGCUUUGGGACGACUACAUUCGGAGAGCAGAAGACUGCAGGAACAUUCAGUGCUGGAGCAGGUUCUGUAGCAGCUCAGGGCUUCGGCUCCUUCUCCACUCCGGCAAAAACAGCUGGUUUUGGAAGUGCUCCGGUUUUCGGCAGCCCUCCUGCCUUUGGAAGUCCUCCUGCGUUUGGAGGCUCGGCCACUUUCGGCUCCAACCCCUCCUUCAGCAACCCGAUAGGCUCUUCACAGGGAAAGGUGUUUGGAGAGGGAACAGCUGCGGCCAGUGUUGGAGGAUUUGGGUUUGCCUCUCCAUCCAGCGCCCCCACCUUCGGCGCUUUGGCUAAUCAGAGCAGCGCCCCGUCUUUCGGCGGCCUGGCUCAGCAGAACCCAGGGUUCGGAGCCCAGAGCCCCGGCUUCUCGGCCUUCGGCUCUUCUGGAGGUUUCGGAGGCUUCGGGAGUCCAAGCACCAAUCAGUCCGGUAAUCAAACCUUUGGUGGCUGGAGAGGUUAGCUUUUGGGACAACCUGCCAGGGUUCUCACCAUCUAUCAUCACACCUUGGCGUUUAGGAAAGGGAAGAAGGUUGACGUGAACUGACAGCAUGUUAAAUCACACUGACAAUGUGCGGGACUGCUUAAAGAUAAAAGGACUAGCUCUGUUAUAAAAAAGCUAAUACUGCUAACAUUUUAUGAAAGCACUGCAGAAUGAUAUUGUGGCAAGUGAAAUCAUCUCAGAUUCACUUUAUAUUUCUUACAUUUCUCAUUAUUAAGUGAAUAUUAUAUUGUGUUAAUACUAUGUGUAUUAGAGUUAUUCAACUUUUAUAGAGAUUUUUCAUAUGUUUUAAGAAAUUUAUACUGUGAAAUUAUUGCAUUGGCAGAUGCUUAUUUUAAGCAGGAUUUGGGCAAGCAAGCAAAAUUAUAUGCCAAUGGAAUAAGAAUUUCACCUCAUGAAAUUUCUUAAAACAAGUAAAAUGCCGAGAAAUAGGUUGUAUAAUUUUUUAUAUUAUUAUUAAAAGUAGAAAUAAACUGUGUGAUAUUCUUAAAACAAACUUGUGAUGAGAAAUAAAUAUCUAUAAAAGAGAUACUUGAUUAUUUCUCUCUCCAUUGUAUCAUUAUGCAGUGAGUGAAUAGGCACUGAUUAGCAUGUUAUGUUUGCCAUAUUAUCCAGAGAAUAAACACUCACUUCUGCCGUAGUUUGGUGGUCAGUAGUUAAUUUUGGUCAAGCUGUUGAUACUUCUGCUUCAAGAUAUAACAUAGUGAAGGAGUCAGAUUCCUCUUUUCUCUCUGGGAUUCAUCUCUUCUUUUUCUCUUUCUGAAUACAUUAAGUCCCAAAGCAGUGAAAAAUAGUGAGGGUUCUAUGAAAGUAUUUUUCAGUAAAUAUGUCCAGCGUGAAGAAAUAAUUGGAGAUUCUUUCUGUUCCAGAAAUGUUUACAGUUUUCAGCUUAAAUGUAAUGAAAUAGAUGAGCUCUGUUUUUUUCAUUGGGAGAUAUAUUUUAAACAUGGAAAUACAAGCAAAUAAACUUGGCUGAUAUCGGUCUCA
Molecule: messenger RNA, 7124 nt
Organism: Colossoma macropomum (tambaqui)
Lineage: Eukaryota; Metazoa; Chordata; Actinopteri; Characiformes; Serrasalmidae
Gene: nup214
Product: nucleoporin 214
Exons: 34
Coding region: 210-6098 (1962 amino acids)
Biological process (GO): RNA export from nucleus; protein import into nucleus
Cellular component (GO): nuclear pore
Molecular function (GO): protein binding; structural constituent of nuclear pore
Source: RefSeq, a predicted model, not a curated record